UUGAACUUCCCCAGAAUUGAAGCCUAAAGAAGAAAGACUUGAGGGUCAUCGUCGUUUCCUUUUAUUGAGUUGCGUAGAGAUUUUAAUUUCACAGACGUUUUAACAACAUGGGCCCAAACGUGAAACUAAAAUGCCUUCUGAUUUUUCUCGCAAUGGGUUUGUCACUGGUAUUUUGCAAAAGCCCAGGGUAUAUAAUACUCGCACCCAACGUCUUCCAUGUGGGACUAGAAGAGACUGUAGCUGUGACUGUCACUGGCGUUACAAGGCCUGUCAAGGUCAAGUUCUUCCUGCAGGAGUUUCCUAACAGAAAAACGAAUUUCUCGCACGUCGAGGGAUUAUUCGCAUCAGACAAGUCAGGUCUUCUAAAAAUAAAGGUUAAUCCUAGCGACAUCCCCAGCCACGAUACCGAGUACAACCAAUAUCUGUACCUCGUGGCCACGUGUAACGAUCCACAAUUGGUUUUCCAUAAAGAAACCAAGGUUCUCUUGAGUUACAGAGACAAGAUUGUGCUGGUACAGACAGACAAACCCAUCUAUACACCAAAACAAACUGUAAAGUUUCGGGUCAUGCCUUUGGACUUCAAUCUCAAACCAUCUAAAGAUAAGGUGAACAUCUUAAUCAAGAAUCCACAAGGAAUCUUGGCCCAGCGAUGGACAAACGUUUCUUCGGAUACUGGUUUUAUCACUAAAGCUCUUCAUCUUGGUGAUCAUUCUCUGAUUGGUAACUGGACCAUUGCCAUCACAUACGGUUAUUUGAAUUCCCAAAACACAACUGUCAAGUUUGAAGUCAAGGAAUACGUUCUGCCACGGUUUUCACUACGUAUUAUCGGACCAAGUUACGUUCUACCUUCAGCUAAGAGGAUCCACAUUGCUAUCGUAUCAAAAUAUACAUACGGUAAGCCAGUUAUAGGCAGUGUCAUGACAAGACUUACACUCACGGGGAAGGGAGAAACUGAAAUUGCGUUUUUCGUAAACACAUCCAAGCUAAAUGAUGGAAAAGUCCAACUCAAGAUAGACACAAGUCUGCUCAAGAAUCAUGCUCUCAGGCCAUGGUUUCCUGAUGGUCGCAGGCUUCGAAUCGACGCUGAUGUGGUAGAACAAGCCACUGGUGCACGCGAGAGUGCAGUAGACAGUUCCAUCUAUUUUGUCAAGACACCUUUUCAUCUAAGCUACGAGAGUACAGCCAUGUACUUCAAGCCUUCCAUGCCGUAUGUGAUCAAGAUUGAUGUGAAAUACCCCAACAAGCGUCCUGCUUCCCACUUGACUGUACAAAUAUCAGCCAAAGGGACCAGUGACACAGGAAAACCUGUAAACGUGAUGCAGAAACUGAACAACCAAAUACGAAAACAUAUGAAGGGCAACACGGAUGGUGAAGGGCGUGUUGAGUUUAUCCUAGACGUCCCGAGAUCUGUUAAAGACAUCGAAGUUGAGGUUGAGACGAAAGAUGAUCGUCUUGGAGAAGCCAAUGCUGCUGUCAAAUUCAGAGCCAAGGCUUACAAUUCUCCUUCUAAAAGAUAUCUCCACAUUAGACCAAAGAAACCAAAGGGUAUUGUGGGAGUCGUCUCCAUGUGGGAUGUUUUCCAGAAUGGCAACAUUUCAUCUCUGACCUUUAUGGUAUUGUCACGUGGACGCAUCUUGCUCCAAGUCCUGACUCGCCCCAAAGAUGGCGUCAAUGUCGUCAGCACCUUCACAUUCACUGUUACCAAGGAGAUGUCACCAGCAUGUCGAGUUCUCGCUUACUACGUAACCAAGGACAACGAGGUUGUUGCUGACAGUGCUGUGAUGGAGGUCGAGGAGAGAUUUCCGAACAAGGUUCGCCUCACAUCUCCUGGUAAACACGCCAAGAAAGAACGUCCUGGAAUGGAUUACCUCAUCGAGGUGGAAAGUACACCCGGGUCACGUGUGGGAUUGCUGGGAGUCGAUGAGAGUGUGUAUCUGCUGCGAAACAAAAACAGAUUGACCAAGAAGAAGGUUUUCAAAGACGUCAAAAAUCUUGACUUGGGAUGCGGUGUUGGACCAGGAAAGAACAACCAAGACGUUUUUAAGAAUUCUGGCCUCAUGGUCAUUACCAAUGGCAUGGACCCCCCGAAGGAGAGAACAGACUUUGGUUGUUCAGCUCCUGAAACAAAAAAGAGAAGAAAACGAUCAAUAUCUGAACAAGAAAAGAAAACGUGCUGCUUAAAUGGAAAGCUGUUUUCUCGCGCUUCGUGUACAAUGCGUGCCAGAUUCAUGGCGAUGAAUGGAGCAUCGUUAGAGUGUAGAGAAGUCUUCCUUAAUUGCUGUAGAAUAGCAUGGAAUGAGAAAGCUCCAGUUGUGGAUAAGCGCCAGAGACAAGUCUUCGAACAGAAGAAUGGAUUCUUCGGCGGUGGUAACGAGGUUGACGAUAUCCAGUCUGAACAAGUACGAAAAUACUUCCCAGAGACAUGGAUCUUCGACGAGGAAGUAACAGGACCUGAUGGCAGGAUGAUGUUACCUGUCACGCUGCCGGAUACCAUCACGACAUGGGUACUCCAAGCAAUAUCGAUAUCCAACACGUCAGGCUUUGCCAUGACAUCACCGUCACGCAUUACUACGUUCAAGAAUUUCUUCGUCUCGCUGAGCCUGCCCUAUUCUGUGCAAAGAGGGGAACAGCUUUCAGUCGUUGCGACCAUUUUUAAUUAUGGAACAGAAAUGUCUCAUUUCGAAGUAAGCCUUUCUGGAAGUCGAGAAUUUUGUUCCACGGAGAGACCAGGAGACAAAACCAAGCCUAUAGCAUUAAGCGUGAAGGCUAAUGAUGCUAAAUCCGUCACGUUUCCCAUCGUACCCAUCCAACUGGGGAAAAUACCGAUACAAGUGUCAGCCACCAGGAAGAUUUACGGAAUAGAAGAUGAUGUUGGUUCUGAUGUUGUGCAGAAAGAUCUACUUGUUGUGCCCGAAGGAGUUGAACGCCGUUUCGUCCACUCGCUAGUCCUCGAUCCACAAGGCGUUUUGAGGGAUGAGAAACCAACCAAUCAAAACGUAACCACGCCAGCUCCUACUCUGAAGAAUGCAAGGAUCGUACAGGAUGGACAGCAGAUCAAUACUGUGAUGCUGACCGUACCUAGCAGGGCUAUACCAGGAUCAAUUAAGGCCUCUAUCUACUUAACAGGCAAUCUCAUUGGUCCUGUUGUGACCAACCUCAUCAAAGGAGGCCUUGAAAACAUUCUGCGCAUGCCCAUGGGAUGCGGAGAGCAGAAUAUGAUUUUCCUUGCACCCAACGUGUACGUACUCGAGUAUUUGACGAACACCAGGCAGGUUACUGCCGAAGUAGAGACGAGAGCUUAUCGAUUCAUACAACAAGGCUAUCAACAGGAGCUAGGAUUUCGACGCACCGACAAGUCCUUCAGCGCCUUUGGGGAAACGCGACCUGGAAGCACUUGGUUGACCGCAUUUGUAGUCAAAGUAUUUUGUGCAGCAAGAAAGUUCGAUGGCAUUGCUAUUGACGACGAUCUGGUGUGCGAUUCCAUAAAGUGGUUGCUUAGCAACCAGAGAUUGGAUGGCGCUUUUCCCGAAGUGCACGAUCUUGUUCACAAAUCUCUUCUGGGCGGGGUUCAUGGUGAUGUUGCGAUGACUGCUUUUGUCCUGACUGCUCUUCUGGAAUGCAAGUGCUCAAGUCAGAACUCAGACGUUAACAUCAGAAGAGCAGUCCAGUACUUGGAAAGCGAAUUGGCGUCCCUAAACAAAGCACACGUCCUCGCUCUUACCACCUAUUCUCUGGCUCUUGCUAAGAGUACUCUUAGCUCUAAAGCAAACCAAAGGCUCUUCCAGAUGUCUUCAUUUGAUAAAGAUCAAAACACAAGACACUGGGAUAUUGGUGGGCCUGCGCUGAAUGUCGAGACCGCUGGAUACGCAUUGCUGUCUCAACUUCAUCUCGGUCGACUAAAACAUGGAGGUCCCAUCGUCAAGUGGCUCACAGAACAAAGAAACGCAGAAGGUGGCUUUGUAUCUACUCAAGAUACCUGUGUCGCUCUUCAAGCUCUUGCAAAGUACAGCGAGAAAACGGCAGGAGCCCAGCUUGACCUCCGGGUCUCCGUCACACCUGAAAAAGAUGCUAUCUGGAGAAGAACGUUUCAUGUUGAGAAAAGCAAUGCACUCAUACUUCGUAAAGUUGAUAUCACCCCUUUCCUUGGUGGAGAGUUGUUUAUUGACAGCUCAGGAACUGGUGUUGGUCAGAUGCAGAUUGAAAUUCUCCACAAUGUACCCUCAUCAAAAAACGAGACAUGUUUGUUUGACCUUAGAGUCUCUGUACAAGAAGAGUUUGAUGGUAAUAAGGUAUCCGACGAUGGGUUGUUCAUCGUGGGGCGAUCCACGCGAAGAGCAAAACGGGCACUUCGAAGCAGAAGAAAAAAGAAAAGCAAAAAGUGUAAGAAAAGGAAAGGAAAGAGGCGACAUUGUAGUAAACCGGCAUCCAAAAAGAGUCCAAAAAAGUCCAAUAGAAACAAGAAACCCAAGAAGAAUAAGCGACGGAAUAAAAAGAAGAAAAAUCAAAAGAAAAAAGAGGAAAAACAGAAAACGCAAGCAAGAGCGCCUGAUUCGUUGUACGUAGAGGCUUGUACAAGGUUUCGUAAGCCUGGAAAAUCCGGAAUGACAAUAAUGGACAUUGGAAUCUUUACUGGAUUCGAGCCAGACGAGAAGUCUCUUAUUGAGCUCAAGAAAAACGUCCAGCCAACGGUGGACAGGUUCGAGAUAUCUGAUCGUUCAAUCGUCUUGUACAUCAGUGAGGUUUUCAGUAGCAAAGAGUUCUGUGCGCAUUUCAAAGUCAAUCGUGUGUUCGGCGUUGGUGCUGUCCAGCCUGUGCCAAUCAAGGUUUAUGACUACUAUGAACCAGGAGAUUCUUGUACAAAGUUUUACUCGCCAGACGUCAAGAGUGAACUGAGACUUGGGAUCUGCAAAGGCGAACAGUGUAAAUGCACACAGGAUGGAUGCAGUUCUUGUAACAUUGAGAGUUUAGAUGUGGAUCACAUGCUGAAGAAGGCAUGCCGGGAUCAUGAGUUCG
Molecule: messenger RNA, 5013 nt
Organism: Actinia tenebrosa (Australian red waratah sea anemone)
Lineage: Eukaryota; Metazoa; Cnidaria; Anthozoa; Actiniaria; Actiniidae
Product: A.superbus venom factor 1
Cellular component (GO): extracellular region
Molecular function (GO): endopeptidase inhibitor activity; protein binding
Source: RefSeq, a predicted model, not a curated record